CUUUCACUCAUUGAUGUCUGAACUACUUCUGGGUCUCUCUCUUUUCUUUCCAUUUCAAAAAAAGAAAAAAGAAAAAAGAAAAAAAAGCUAUCUUUCUCUCUCUUAGAGAAAAAAAGAGAGGCAAAAAUGUCUUCUCCAAGCAAACGCAGGGAGAUGGAUUUGAUGAAACUGAUGAUGAGUGAUUAUAAGGUGGAGAUGGUCAAUGAUGGCAUGCAAGAAUUCUAUGUUGAAUUCAAUGGACCAAAAGACAGUCCUUAUCAGGGAGGCUUGUGGAGGAUAAGAGUAGAACUGCCAGAUGCUUAUCCUUAUAAAUCUCCUUCUAUUGGCUUUAUCAACAAGAUCUAUCAUCCAAAUGUUGAUGAAAUGUCAGGUUCAGUUUGUUUAGACGUUAUCAACCAAACUUGGAGCCCCAUGUUUGAUCUGGUAAAUGUAUUUGAAGUGUUUCUUCCUCAGCUCCUUUUGUAUCCAAAUCCAUCUGAUCCAUUGAAUGGAGAAGCUGCUGCUCUUAUGAUGCGCGAUCGCACUGCUUAUGAACAAAGGGUGAAAGAAUACUGUGAGAAGUAUGCGAAACCAGAGGAUGUUGGGAUAAAACCAGAAGAAAAAUCAAGUGAUGAGGAGCUGAGUGAUGAUGAUUAUGGCUCUGAGGAUGAGCAAGUUGCUGGCAAAGCUGAUCCUUAAUUGCUGCUGCAAGCAAUCUUAUCUAUAGAUGAUAUUCAGCUAUUGGAAAAUGAAAUCCAGAGAGGCUUAUGGAAAAAUUCCUACACCUUCUGUCUUUAUUUUCCAUGGAUGUUUGUGUAAAUUACUCAACUCUGGAUAAUGCCUUUAUUAUUCAUUUAUUGUUGUGAUGAAGUUGCUUGCACCCUUGAAAGUCUUCUAUGGCCUAGGUUGAGUGGCAUCAAGAAUUUCUGAUAAAUACCCAAAGAAAAAUUCACAGGGUCAUACUUGGGAUUAAGCUAUCAAACAAAGAUGGAGAACUGGGAAAUCUAGACGACCUAUGCAUCUAAGGAAUGUAGCAGCUUUAGGAAGGCAUGUCUGGGACUUGGUGAGCUUGAAGCACCUGAACUUCUGGGGGAUUACGAAGCCUUAUGAUUGUGUUUGUAAUUGGAGUUGGAAGUUAGCUACUCUUAGAGCUAAGAUUAUUAGGUUCUUAGUAUGGUUAUCAUCACGAUGUAUCCUUUGUGACUCACUUCAUGUGGAAAUCGAAUGGUAUGCAGAAUACAUGUA
Messenger RNA from Ricinus communis (castor bean), 1224 nucleotides. RefSeq names its product ubiquitin-conjugating enzyme E2 4. Gene Ontology annotation, cellular component: nucleus. The transcript is spliced from 6 exons. The coding region runs from base 127 to 678 and encodes 183 amino acids. Gene Ontology annotation, molecular function: ubiquitin conjugating enzyme activity. Gene Ontology annotation, biological process: ubiquitin-dependent protein catabolic process; protein polyubiquitination. Lineage: Eukaryota; Viridiplantae; Streptophyta; Magnoliopsida; Malpighiales; Euphorbiaceae. The record is from RefSeq and is a predicted model, not a curated record.